GUUAUGUAAGGGUAAACAGUAAACAUAUAUUUUGUCGUUGUCGCAGCCUCCUAAAGAUGCUAGCUUUAGGAGGCUGUGAUUUUGUACGAUUUGUCAAAACUGAAUUUUGUAUUGUAUGUAGUAAAAUGUAGUAUGAUUAGGAUGCAUCCUGUUAUAUGGAUGCAAUUAUCAAAACAGGAUUUAAGAAAAUAAAUCACAGAAUAACUUUUCAACCCAACACCGAGUCAAAGGGAAAAGCUUUAGUCCUAGCAAGUCAUGUUAAGAAUGUUGAAGAAUUAAGGAAAAAUGGGCAAAGCAAUUUAAUUCAAGCACGUAUAAUUAGACAAACUUCUGUCACCUCUGAACCAUAUUAUGCAAAACUAUAUAUUGAUGAUAAAAGAUUGAUUACAGAUGUGUAUUGCAAUUGUGUGUACAAUCAAAGUAAAAAAUGCAAGCAUGUAGCUGCUCUUAUUUAUUUUGUAAAUCAUGAAGAAAGUUUAACAAAGACAGAUCAUGAACAGCAGUGGGGUAAACCGAGUAUAAGUCAAAUAUCAAAAGAAAAGUACUCUAAGGGGAAGUUUUUCUAUGAAAUGAGAAUGAAUGCUAAAAAGCCGAAGAGUAUUUCAAAAUCAUGUGAUGAUAUAGAUACAAUUUUAACCUUAAAAAACCCUUCACCGUUAAAAUUAAUCUGUGCAAGUAUGAAUUUAGAUGACAGUAAACAUGUAAUUGCAGAUUUACUCACAGAAAUAACAAAAGGUGUUGAAACAAAUUUAAAAUUAGAAGAAUGUCAUGUUUGCAUAGAGAAUCUAUUGUUGUUUGCAGCAGAAUAUCCAGUGUGUUUAAUUGAGCUUGAUAUUCCUAAUAAUUUAAAAGACUUUUAUAAAAAUCAUAUAUUUUUGUGCAGUGAAGAUAUUUUAAAGCUAUCUUGUGAUACUCUUGGACAAGCGAAAGAUAAAAAUUGGUUUCUAUCUAGAAAAAAAAAGAAUAUCGGCUAGUAAAAAUGCACAUGAAAUAAAGUGUAGAAAAACAAAAACUAUAGAGAAAUUAUUAUCAGAAAUGAUUUCUGAUAAAACAUUUUCUUCUAGAUCAACAAAAUAUGGAAACCUCAAUGAAUCCAAUGCAAGAGAAUUGUAUGAAAAGCAAUUUAACGUACAAGUAAUUUUAACUGGAUUCACAGUCAGUAUGUUCCAACCAUGGCUAGGUGCAAGUCUUGAUGGUGUUGUUGUUAAAAAUGGUAUUAUUUUAAGAAUAGUAGAAUUUAAGUUCCCUGCAAGCUGUGAGAAAAAACCUAUUGUUGAUGGAAGAAAAUCCAAUGUGCCAUACUUAAAAUAUGAAGGAGGAUGUUUUCUUUUAAGCAAAAGUCAUAUGUACUACACACAGUGCCAAAUGCAAAUGUACAUUAGUGGCCAAAGCAUCUGUGAUUUAUUUUUA
Messenger RNA from Diabrotica virgifera virgifera (western corn rootworm), 1410 nucleotides. RefSeq lists its product as uncharacterized. Lineage: Eukaryota; Metazoa; Arthropoda; Insecta; Coleoptera; Chrysomelidae. Gene Ontology annotation, molecular function: zinc ion binding. The record is from RefSeq and is a predicted model, not a curated record. The coding region runs from base 156 to 974 and encodes 272 amino acids. The transcript has 2 exons.